AUGCUGCUCCGGUCCCGGCGGCCGCCUCCGCUCGCGCCGCUUUCGCCCGCGCCGCCUUCGCCGGCCGACUCGGCGGCCGAGCCGCUGCCCCCGGCCGGGGGGACCCCGGGGACCCCGCCCCGGAGCCGGGCUCCGCCGAGCUCGCCGUCGGGCGGCUCGCCGCGCUCGCUCGGGUCGCCCGGGUCGCCCGUGUCCCCGGGCUCGGCGCGGCGCACGCCCUGGAGCGCCUGGGAGACGGAGCUGCUGCUGGCCGAGCUGCUGCAGCCGGCCGUGUGGCGGGCGCUGCUGCUGGACCGGCGCCAGUCGCUGCCCACCUACCGCCGCGUGUCCGCCGCGCUGGCCCAGCGGCAGGUGCGGCGCACGCCCGUGCAGUGCCGCCGCCGCUACAAGUUCCUCAAGAACAAGGUCCGCGAGGACCAGCCGCCCGGGCCCUUCGACGCGCAGAUCCGCGAGCUCAUGGGGCUGCUGGGCGACGACAGCCGGCGCGGACGGGCCCGCCGCCGCCCCGCGGGCCCGGGGCGCCCCCAGCGCGGCCGCCGCUCCGCGCCCUCCGCGUCCGCGCCAGCCCCGGACGAGCCAGAUGCUGAGCCGCCGCCGGCCGCCGCCGCCACCCUGGACGCCGACCCCGCCGGAGCGCCCGAGCCGUCCACGCCCCACGCGGCGGACCGCGGCCGCCUUCCCGCCUCCCCUCGGCCCCCCACCCCCACAGCCUACGGCCCCCCGGGCCCCGAGCCCGGGCGCUCCCCCGGCUCCCCGCCGCUGCCGGACCCCGCCCCCGCCCCGGAAGACCCCGCCCCGCCGCCCGGCCUCCCCGCGGACCGCUCGCCCCCGCCGGCCGCCGCGCCGUCGCUGAACGCCGCCCUGCUGCAGACCCUGACGCACCUGGGCGACAUCGUGGCCGUGCUGGGCCCCCUGCGCGACCAGCUGCUGACCCUGAACCAGCACGUGGAGCAGCUGCGCGGCUCCUUCGACCAGACGGUGUCCCUGGCCGUGGGCUUCAUCCUGGGCAGCGCGGCCGCCGAGCGCGGCGUCCUGGGGGACCCGCGCUAG
Perognathus longimembris pacificus (Pacific pocket mouse) is the source of this 1050-nucleotide messenger RNA. RefSeq names its product undifferentiated embryonic cell transcription factor 1 (gene Utf1). NCBI's taxonomy places the organism in Eukaryota, Metazoa, Chordata, Mammalia, Rodentia, Heteromyidae. The transcript is spliced from 2 exons. The record is from RefSeq and is a predicted model, not a curated record. Bases 1 to 1050 code for a protein of 349 amino acids.